ACCAUGAGUUGUUUAGAGUGAGGGAAGAGGAGUAGAUGCAUUAACCGACCAUGUCUCUCUACAAAAAUAGUUAUUUUUUGGUUUCUUUAGUAUUUCAUAUUUACGCCCCUGUGUCUGGCGACGGAGUAAACCUCACUGUUUCAGAUUCAGCCGACAAACUGAAAGAAAUCCGGUCUUUGAGCCCUGCUGCUGCUGCUGCUGCUGCGAUUAGCUCGCCUGUGUUUAAACCUGCUGUGGAUUCCAUCUUCUCUCUUAAUCUGCUGUCUUCAUUCCCUGAAGACCUGGAGAUCAGUGACUACUGCAGCGAUCUGCUUCACAUAUUUGGACAGCGGUACGUCGCCUACGUGAACUGCCUGGUGCCCGCUGCCCGACCAGUCAAAGUCUGCCAGAACUGUUUCUCCAGGUAUGGCAGUCUGAAGGAAACCUAUCAGAACAUCUCAUCGGACCAGAUGGGUCCUGGUAAUGUGAGCUGCAAGGACAGCCUUCUACGCAGUGAUCGUCUGAUGGUGGUUUAUCUGCUGUACAGCAACCUGAAGGAGCUCUGGGGCAAAUCAAACUGUGACAACUGUAUCACUGAGGACUUCCACAGUCUGACCAAUGACACGCUGUACUUCAUGGCCACCCUCAACCAAACGCUCACCUGCUUUGAGAAGUAUCAGCAGGGGAACCACACAGAGCUGUGCAAAAACUGCAAGAGCACAUACCGAGACCUGAAUCAGCUGUACGGCAGCAUGGAGAAGAACCACACCAUGUGUAUCGACAUAGAGGAUGCGAUGAAUAUGACCCGCAGGCUGUGGAGUAAGAAUUUCAAUUGUUCCUUCCCCCGUGAGGAGACGGUGCCUGUCAUCGCUGUGUCCAGCUUCAUGCUCUUUCUGCCCAUCAUCUUCUACUUGAGCAGCUUCCUUCACUCUGAACAAAAGAAACGCAAGCUCAUACACCCCAAACGUGCGAGGUCAUACGCCAGCCUGAUGAACAUCCAGGACAAGCUGAGCUGAAGAGGAGACAGGUGAUGGCUAACAUGGAGGACGGCGGUCUUUUAUUCAGAGUUAUAACCCGGGAGAAGGUUUGACUCCUCGCCACCUCCUCCCUUCUCUUGUGCCUGAGGUUUGACUGAACUCCAUUAACGUAGAGGACUCAACAGCAACAUUUCUUUUUUGUUUUUCCAGGAGGCUGUGACACAAAUCAGUAUUCAGAGGACUUCAAGGAUCUAGAUCAAUUGAACUGAAAGUGAAAUGGGCACAUUUAACAUUUGCUUUAAUGUCCGUCUUCUCACAGUGUAGUGAAUGGCAUUGGAACACAAAACUAAAGGAUGAACAUUUCCACUGAAACAAACAAUUAAGAAAUACAUAGAAAUUGUACACAGGCUGAAUCUUCCUGUCAUAAGAUUAGAUUUAUUCAGUGACUUCUAUCAAACGGGACCUGUGCUGGAAUCAGUCUGUACUUAAACUUUAUGAACUACGAGUCAGAUGCUUCUUCGUGUUGUUGCAUGGUACGCUGGUAAUCUUCAGACUGAUCCUGGCCUCCCCUACUUUCCAACUCGUUAACGAUCUUCAGGUCGUUGGCUGCCACUGGAAAGAGCGAGCGGCUUCAGUGCUGUGUGUGUGUGUGUGCGUGCGUGUGAAAGUGAGCCACUGUGUGUAUGUGCUCUAUUUAUGGGUUGAGAAAUGGGUUCUCUGUCUCUAAUGUAUGUCCCAAAAAGAGCUGCAAAAAGGAAGCACUUGAUGUCCAUUAGUGGUGACAUGAAUCUGCUGUAAGAAGAGGGGGUGCACAUCAGCAGGGUGGGGGCGAGUAAAUAAAGACAUAACACACAUAAUGUAAGAGUACUCCAGAGCACCACGCUGUGCUGUUGCCUGUUUUCCAGUCAGUGUUUUUUGUGGUUGCAUAAAGCUUUUAAUGCACUUUGUUGUCGUUUUUCACUGAUGUUUAACUUAAUUUGUUAAGGGUUUGUGACUGCUCGAGACGGUGAGGUCUCCCUUAUGAGUUGUUGAAUUGAUUAAUUUGCCUAUUAGCAAUGCGAUUGCUGUGAAGUAAUGUAAACCUUAAUCAUGAGCCCAAAUAAAAAUAUGGAC
Messenger RNA from Chelmon rostratus (copperband butterflyfish), 2069 nucleotides. It is a transcript of the gene ostm1, whose product is annotated as osteoclastogenesis associated transmembrane protein 1. The record is from RefSeq and is a predicted model, not a curated record. The coding region runs from base 51 to 995 and encodes 314 amino acids. Gene Ontology annotation, cellular component: cytosol. Lineage: Eukaryota; Metazoa; Chordata; Actinopteri; Chaetodontiformes; Chaetodontidae. The transcript is spliced from 6 exons.